This is a messenger RNA of Etheostoma spectabile (orangethroat darter), 3356 nucleotides long. RefSeq names its product glutaminase b (gene glsb). Gene Ontology annotation, biological process: L-glutamine catabolic process. NCBI's taxonomy places the organism in Eukaryota, Metazoa, Chordata, Actinopteri, Perciformes, Percidae. The coding region runs from base 123 to 1838 and encodes 571 amino acids. The record is from RefSeq and is a predicted model, not a curated record. Gene Ontology annotation, molecular function: protein binding; glutaminase activity. The transcript is spliced from 15 exons.
CUGAGUCAUCGCCCCUCAGACUCUCAACGUGGUCGGACAGAUAUCUCAACAACCAUUCAGUCGCUACCGGAUAUAUUUUUUGGCACCACGACGUUUUUCUCUAAUUGCCUGACAGGAUUGAGAUGUUCCAGUUUAGGUUUUCGAUAGUGCUGAAGGAGUUGUUUGAAGCCACCCUCAAGCGUCCCUUGCCCGGCUCUAGACAGAAGACCUGGUUCCCGACCCGCCGCCGCUGCUGCUUCGGCACCGCCUCCGUUGAUGCCAGACCCGUCUCCCCUCAGCUGAAGGUCCUCCAUGCCGCGUCGUACCGCGCCGCGCCCCGCACCGCCCCGUUCCGCUCGUACUGCACAAAAACCGAAGGGGCCGUGGAGCUGGACGAACAGCUGAAGAAGGAUGUUGUCAGCCCUGAAGAAGCCAGUGAAAAGAGAAGAACUGCAGGCAUUCUCCCCAGUUUGGAGGACUUGCUCUUCUACACAGUCGCAGAAGGCCAAGAGAAGAUUCCUGCUCAUAAGUUUCUCACAGCGCUUAAAGCCACCGGGCUUCGCACUGGAGACCCCAGACUGAAGGAAUGCAUGGACACCCUUAAAGAAACUCUAAGGAACACCAAAGAUGGCGUUACGCUGGACAGGCACCUAUUCAAGAAGUGUGUCCAGAGCAACAUUGUCCUGCUCACUCAGGCCUUCCGCAAGAAGUUCGUCAUCCCCGACUUCCAGUCCUUCACCUCCCAUAUUGAUGAGCUGUAUGAGAGUGCCAAAAAGCUCUCUGGAGGACAGGUCGCGGACUACAUUCCUCAGCUCGCCAAAUUCAGCCCUGACCUGUGGGCCGUGUCUCUGUGCACCGUGGACGGACAGAGGCACACUGUAGGAGACACCAAGGUCCCCUUCUGUCUGCAGUCCUGUGUCAAGCCUCUGAAGUACGCUGUGGCGGUCCAUGACCACAGCACAGAGUAUGUGCACAGCUUCAUUGGGAUGGAGCCCAGUGGCCUGCGCUUUAAUAAGCUCUUCCUGAGUGACGAUGAUAAGCCCCACAACCCCAUGGUGAAUGCUGGCGCUAUAGUUUGCACUUCACUGAUAAAGCAAGGGGCAAGCAACGCAGAAAGAUUUGAUUAUGUCAUGAACUUUCUGAAAAAAAUGGCUGGAAACGAGUACGUGGGUUUCAGCAACGCCACAUUCCAGUCGGAGCGUGAGUCAGGCGACAGGAACUUUGCUAUCGGCUACUACCUGAAAGAAAAAAAGUGUUUUCCAGAGGGGACGGACAUGACAUCUGUACUGGACUUCUACUUUCAACUGUGUUCGAUUGAGGUGACCUGCGAGAGCGCCAGCGUCAUGGCAGCCACCCUGGCUAACGGCGGCAUCUGUCCAAUCACGGGUGAGCGUGUGCUGAACCCCGAGGCGGUGAGGAACACCUUGAGUCUGAUGCACUCCUGCGGCAUGUACGACUUCUCAGGACAGUUUGCUUUCCACGUCGGUCUGCCCGCCAAGUCUGGAGUAGCGGGGGGGAUCCUGCUGGUCGUACCCAACGUGAUGGGCAUCAUGUGCUGGUCACCUCCGCUAGACAAGCUGGGCAACUCGGUCAGAGGAAUACAGUUCUGCACGGACCUCGUGGAGCGUUUCAACUUCCACAACUACGACAACCUGAGGCACUUUGCCAAGAAGCACGACCCUCGCAGAGAAGGAGGGGACCAGCGGGUAAGGACACAAGGCAUCAUGUUAAGGAACAAACCAUCCCAAACAGCAUUUGGCCCAUCACACACACUGACCACAACGCCUUCUCUCCAAGAGUGUGUCAGCUCUCCUUCGGACCCAUGGAUUACGAGAGCCUCCAGCAAGAGCUGGCCCUGAAAGCCCCUCUUUGGAAAAAGGUGUCCCUCACUGAGUCUCACCAGGACAGCUCCACCACUGUAGUCUAUAGGAUGGACAAUGUCGCCGAGUGAAAAAACUAAAAAAGGAGACCCGCCUGCCCUCCCCCCUGACCCCCCGACCCCUACCUCUACUGAUCUCUCUCUCUCUACCUCUACUGAUCUCUCUCCCCACCUCUCGCACCACCACCACCACACUUCCUCACCCUCAAAUAUUUAUACAUAAAUUAUGUAGAGGAUUAUUUAUUACUUGUGAAGCACUUACUGUGUGGAGUGGACGCACUGGGAAGCUGCUUUUGUUUGUAUUUGUGAUGGAAAAUUGGACUGACGUUUUUGCUUGUUAACUGUGCUCUGAAUAAUAAUAAUAAUAAUAAUAGUUUUCAAAUUAUUUUUCAUAGCGCUUUUCUAAACACUCAAAAACAGUUUUGAAUUCCAAAUUAACUCUAAACCUCUGCCUGCUUGUUGCCUUAGUGUGUGUGUGUGUGAUCUGGUGAAAUAAUAAUUAUAAAUUGAAUUUAUAUAGCGCUUUUCACGAACUCAAAGCCGCUUUACAGGGCAUGAAGACAAUAAAAACAAUGCACAACUAAACAACAGACCAGUACAGUGUACAGCCUGUGCUCCUGUCUCGUAUCAUCCCCUUUAUUGCAGUGUGUUAGUGACAGAAUCCUCCAAUAGGCUCAGAGUUGAUUUGAAAUUCAGUUUUAUAUUUAGUUGUGUGUGUGUUUGCGUGUGCGGAGCUUCAGUGCAGACAGCGUUUAGACCAACGGUCAUUAAAUAUACAUUGAGACUACUUUUCGGUGAAAAUUGCUUCCUGUUCCUUCCACUGGAGGUAUUAAUACAGAUGCUGGAUGUACCGUAGUACCUGAUGACAACAGCAGCAUAACCAAAUAUAUUUUUAGAUUAUUGAUGGAACACAACAGAAAGAGACUAUUGUCAACAUAUCAGGUAACUGCACGCCUCGGCUGGAGUGCAGGAGUGUUAAGUAUAAAAGGAUCUGUGCAUCCUGGAGGGAUUUUAAUAAUUCAGGUGUUUCGCUUUUCCAAAUUUAGAACUUGAAAGGAAAAAUCAACCCAAAAAGUGAAAGUUUUUCUCAGCCUUCCAGUCAGAGCUACAGAGCUGAUCCCAAACGUUAGCCUCUGAUUGUCUUUGGUAGUUUAAUGUCUAAGUAGAACAUUUCUCUGCACAAUACACAAGCACUUGCACCAUCUGUCUGUCGGUGGUUAAGCCCUAAAAGACAUUAAACUUGCCCACAGAUGUCUGAAGUAAAAUAAAUACAGACAUUUCUGACAGGAGAUUAGUCGGAACUCCCCUUUGGACUCGAAAAGGGUUUUGACUGCACAUCUGUAUCUGUAUGUGCCCAAAUUAAUUUUAAUAGUAAACAAAUAGCAUCAUUUGUGCCUCCCUCCAUACCAUUAAAGGUCCCAUGGCAUUCAUUUUAACAUUUAAUAUUAAUAUGAGUCCCCCCAGUCUUCCUAUGACCCCCCCAGUGGCUAGAAAUGGU